UGCGAAGUUAGUAAGUCGUGUGCGCCAAAUCCAUUGAUUAAGAAGGCCGAGAUAAAAUGUAUUGCCUUAUUGUUUGCCACGCAAUUUUUCGAAUAGAAAAAACAGACCACGAAUAAAGCUGUAAAACAGCAAGUGAUGGGAAGAUGGUGAAGGAGCACUUUUGCAACUGGUAUGGGUUCUCAAACGCUGGAAAUUUUGAGACAAGGCGUCUGGGCGAGCCUGACAGGAGGCUGGUUUUACGAUCCCCAUCUCGACGUUUUUUCAAAUACCUUUCACUUGUACAUUUGGCUUUUCUUACUUUGCUUACCAUUUGCCAUAUAUCUUUAUUUUCCACCAACAUUAUAUGUUUGGAUAGCAUAUUGUUCUUCAAUUGGAGCACUUUUUGGUACAAUAAAAUGUGUUAAUCAUGCACUCCAUUGCAUGUAUGAUACGAGUGAAUGUUUAGAGGAAUCCGGUCAAAAUAUUAACCAACAAAAAUCAGAAAGUGAAAAAAGACGCACAGUGCAUAAUAAAUGCAGGGAACAAACACAAGAUCAAGUAGAUCACGGAAUAGAACUACAAGUCUUAAGUGGAAAAACAGAUACACCACCUGUAGAAUGUUCAUCACGUAACUCUUUUAUUGAAUCAAAUGUGCAAAAUGAAGAUGCAGAUAGUAUAAUAUCUGAAUAUACACGUUAUAAGGCUAGUUCAACUAUAGAUUUGAAGGUAGAAAUUCACAGAAAAAAUAGCUCAGAAAGUUCAGAAGAAGCGCAACAGCUGAAUAAACCAAUGGUAUCUAGUAUAAAUAUACAUGAAGCAGAAUUAUCUUCUGCACAAUAUCAUGAACCAUGUUUUCGAAAUAUAUUAAAUGAAAGAAGGUUGAAAAGACUGAAAUGUGUUGUAAUUACUGAAGAGGAUCGACAAGGUUCAAGAAAAUUAUAUAGACAUGUAUCUGAAGAUUCGCCAAAUCGUCAUUCCAAACAGGGUAGUCUUGGUAAAACAGGUUCUGAAAGUCAGAUAAAACAAACAAGUUCAUUAGAACUGGAACACCAUGGAGAUGAUUAUCCUUACUGGAAAUCAAACCAAAGUGUUCGACGUCUUAAUUCUAAUUCGAUUCCAAUGGAAACACAUUUAAUGAAUGACCAUCCACAAAGUUUAGAAAUUAUAUCAAAAAAGGAAGAUACUGAAAAAAAUAAAAUUUCGUCACAUCCACAAUCUUUAGAGGUUAUUACAAAAAAACCACAUCAACAACUUAUUCAUCCUCAAAGUCUUGAAACAAUUGGUGCUACUAAUAAAAAUAUAAACACUACUGAUGACAAUAACUUACCUCUUCAUCCACAAAGUCUUGAAACAAUUAAUACUAAAAAGGUAUUACCACAAAAUACAUUAAAAAAAAAUCAAUUACAAUUAUUACCAUAUCUUAGUUAUGGAUCAGAAAUAGUACAUCCUAUAGCAGAACAAAGUGACGAACAAUUUGCUAAUGAAAGUUCUGGAGGAUUUAGUCUUCAGGACUCGUAUAGUCCAUUACUUACUCGAAAGACUUGUGAAACUAAUCCUACUUCUAAUCGGGACAGAAGUCUUAGUACUAGCCGAUUUGAAGAUAGAUUUUCAAGACGUAAUGAAGAUGGUGGUGUAGAUAAUGAUUCUGCUAAUUCUCGUGAUGCAUUAAUUGAAGAACCAAAGCCUGUUAUUAAAAGAAGAUACAGUAAUGCUAGCCAAAGCAGCCAUGAAUUUUCAGAUUUAGAAAAUUUGUUCAAAGAUAAGCAAGAUAAGUCGAAAAAUAUAGAUGAUCCUUUGAAUGUUGGAAGUAUAGUUGGAAUAGAUCAAUUAUUUGAAGGUGGUGAUUGCACAAUAGAAUCACGAACAAAUAAAGGAUCGCAUAAUAAAGAACCAGAUUCUGGUUCAUCUAAUAUGAUGCCUUUUGAAUAUACAACAUAUUCAUCGAAUAUGGAAAAUGAGGUAAAAAGAAUGUUACUUCCACAAGUAGAAACAGAUAAUAAACGACAUCAAGGUGCAAUACCCAAACAAAACCGUCCAAAACCUGCAAUAGAAACCAUAGAUGAUAAUAUAACAACUACUGAACCAACUCGACAAAAAUUAAAACGGACACUAGCAAUCAAAAGAGAAAAGGACAGAAGAAGAGAUGGAAGAUUUGAUAGAUUUGAGCAAACUAGCGGUUCAAACAAUGAGUUAAGUACACUUAGUCUUGCAUCUUCCUUAUUAGCUACAUUAUUAACAUCUGGCCGAGAAUUACCAGGUCAAUCUAGUACUGUGUCCGAUUUAAGAUUAAAUCGCAAUUCAGAAAACCGAAAUUCACGAAAAAGACGUAGUCCUUUAAAAUGUUCGAUUAGACCUCAUCGUGUACCACGAGACAGAAAUCGAGAUGAUAAUAUUGUUCCACUUACUGCUUUAUUUAGAUUGAUAUCAAAUGAAGAAUGUCAUUUAAUUACUAAUCACAAUGAUACUACAGAAGCAGCUGUACCUUAUUUUCGAGAUGAAAAUGGACGUUGGUUAGCUUAUACCUUUGAUGAAAAAGGAUCUGGUGUUGCUGCAGCUGCGCAAAUUCCUUCCAACAAUAAUGAUAAAUUAUUAAAUACGUUGUUACGUCAACAACUUAAUCAAAAUUUACAUUACGAUGCCAACUGGGAGUUAAUAGACUCCUUAAGUAGCAGUUAUAGUAGUUUAUCUUUGAAUUCUCCUGACUUGAGUGUUAUAAUAGACACACCACCUGUUUUAUCAAGUCCAGAAAGCAAUCAAACCAAGGCACAAAAUUCAUUGUCAUCAAAUCCAGUGGAAACCUCAGAACGUGAUCAAUUUCAUCAAAAUAAUGGGAAUUCUAUUCAAUGUGAACUUGAAACCUUGGAAAGAGAUCAGUUCCAUCAAGACAUAUUAUCACGUAUAGAAUCAAUGACAGAAACAAAUCAAAGAUUGCGAAAUUUAUUGGGAUAUUUCAAUUUAAACAUUUAUUCAACAGAUUCAAAUCGCCGAGACAGGCCUGCUUUAACUUUACAAACAAGUGCAGUAGGUGAUAUAAAUACAAGUUUAUCUUGGAAUCGAUUUAUUGGUGGUUUAGACGGAUCUGAUUCUAAACCUAAACAAUCAAGACAAGAUAAACAAUAUUAUUAUAAAUGGAAAUUUGGCAAAUUACCGCAUAUCAAAAUGCGAUUCGAUCGUUUAUUUUUGUUGGCCUUACUAGAUCGAAAUUUGACAAUAUUUGAAACUAUUAUUUCUACGUUUCUAGCCGUUACUGUUGCAGGAUUAGGUCUUGUAUUGCUCCAACAAGGAUUUUAUCGAGAUAUAUUUGCUUUCAUGUUUUGUUUCGUAACUUCUGGAUGUCAAUAUUCAUUAUUAAAAUCUGUUCAGCCUGAUGCUGCUUCUCCAACACAUGGAUUUAAUCGUAUUAUAGUAUUUUCUCGACCGGUAUAUUAUAUAUUGUGUUCAGGAUUUAUAUUAAUCUUUAAUGAAUCUUUGAGAAAUUUUAAAACAUCGGAAUUUCGAAUAUAUGGUAUGCGAAUUGCCGAUUACGAUGUUAUAUUACAAAUUCGUAAUGCUUUAUUAAUUUUUCUUUUAUGUUUUCCUAUUAUAUUUUCAUUGGGUUUACUUCCUCAAAUUAAUACUUUUCUAAUGUAUCUUUGUGAACAUAUUGAUAUCCACUUAUUUGGUGGAAAUGCAACUACAAGUUUAAUCUCUUCAAUAUAUUCUCUUUGUCGUAGCAUUGUUACUGUUGUUAUAUUGUAUGGCUUUGCUUAUGGAGCACUUACAGAGCCUAAAUCUUCACAACAUAUUUUGUUCUCUAUUUUUGCGGGUUUAUUAGUUGCUAUAUCUUAUCAUUUAAGUAGAUCAUCCUCAGAUCCUACAGUAAUAUGGGAUAUAGUAAAAACAAAUUUGUGGCCACCAGAAAUUUAUACAGAAGAAAAAGAAGCCAAAAUCAUUGAAAAUACAUCUCGUAGAGAUAAUGUACCAACAACAUACAAAGAAGCAAAAAUUAGAACUUCUGGUAGAAAAAAACAUGUAAAAAUUAAAGUUGGUGAACAAAUGUCAGAUACAGAAUUGGUAGAUCCCUUACCUGAAAAAUUAAGGGCAACAGUGAAUGCAAGAUUAAAAAAUGAUUUAAUAGUGUGUGCAGUGAUAGGUACUUUAUCUUUUGGAAUCCAUUGUUCAACUGUAUUUACAGCCUUACAACCUGAACUGAAUCCAGUUUUAUGGGGUAUUGCAAGUUGCCUUGGAUUUUUACUACAUUAUAUUGUACCACAACUUCGAAAACAAUUACCAUGGUUAUGUUUAUCAAGACCAGUAUUACGUAGCCACGAACAUGCACAAUUUGAAGUUCGUGAACCUGUGAAAAUUAUGUGGUUUGAAAAGGCAUAUGUUUGCCUUUGCUUUUUAGAAAGAAACAUUCUCUAUCCAGUAGUGUUUUUAGGAGCACUCACAGAAUGUUCAUCAAAAAUUGUAUCUAAAUUUGGAGAAAGUGUGGGAGCAUUAAUCAUAGUUGUAUGUGGACUGAAAUCUUUAAGAUCUGCAUAUUCUGACCCAUCAACACGUUACCUAGUUCUAAUUUUUGCUGUUCUAUUUUUUAAACUAGAUUUUCGAAAUCUUAGUGAAACAUUUUUAGUAGACUAUUUUGUCAUAGGAAUAGCAUUUGCAAAAAUUUAUGAAUUAUUGUUAAAAAUACGAUUUGUAGUCACAUAUAUUGCACCUUGGCAAAUUACUUGGGGUAGUGCGUUUCACGCAUUCGCUCAGCCUUUCUCUGUUCCUCAUUCUGCUAUGUUGUUCCUGCAAGCAGGGAUUUCUGCACUUUUAAGUACUCCUUUAAAUCCCCUUUUGGGCAGUGCAAUAUUUAUAUCGUCAUAUGUACGUCCAGUGAAAUUUUGGGAACGAGACUAUAAAACAAGAAGAGUAGACCAUUCAAAUACACGAAUGUCUUCUCAUUUAGAACGAAAUCUAGGUGCGGACGAUAAUAAUUUGAAUUCGAUUUUUUAUGAACAAUUAACAAGAUCACUACAACACAGUCUUUAUGGAGAUCUUGCUCUUGGUCGUUGGGGAAAUGUAGAACAAGGUGAUUGUUUUCUAUUAGCAUCUGACUACUUGAACUGUUUGGUACAUAUUGUUCAAUUAGGAAAUGGCUUAGUAACCUUUCAAUUGAGAGGCCUUGAAUUUAGAGGAACUUAUUGUCAGCAAAGAGAAGUAGAAGCAAUUUCUGAAGAAAUUGAAGAUAAUGACAAUUGUUGUUGUUGUGAAAUGGGACAUUUUUCAAAUGUGCUAAGUGUAAAUGCAGCUUUUAGUCAACGCUGGUUAGCUUGGGAAGUUGCAAGUGCUAAGUACGUUUUAGAAGGAUACUCGAUCUCAGAUAAUUCAGCAGUUUCUAUGCUUCAAGUGUUUGAAUUUCGUAAAAUACUAGUUACUUAUUAUGUCAAAAGUAUUGUUUUUUAUGCUGUCAAAUCAUCAAAACUAAAAUAUUGGUUGGAGAAUAACGAUAUUUUAGAUGCCCUAAAAAUAACUCUUGAUAAAAAUUUCGUCGAUUUGGAUCCAGUUUUUAAUAUGAGUAUUCACGAGGAUUAUGAUAUCCGAACAUGUGGCAUUACAAGAAGCAGCUUUUGUAAUGUUUAUUUAGAUUGGAUACAAUAUUGUGUUACUAAACAAGACAAGACAUUAGACAAAUCAAAAAAUUCGUCAUUGGUAUCUUUAUGUCUUGCUCUAAGUCUUUUGGGACGACGUGUUUUGGGAGCAUUAUCUCAUAAUACUGUUUCCAGUGUCGAAUUCUUUUUGUAUGGCUUACAUGCUCUUUUUAAAGGUGAUUUCCGUAUAACAUCAGUUCGAGAUGAAUGGGUUUUACAUGAUGUUGACUUAUUACGGAGUGUCGUCGCGAAAGGUGUAAGAAUGGCAUUAAAACUACAUCAAGAUCAUUUUAUGACUCCAGAGCAAUAUGGCGAUUCGUCUGUUCUUUAUGAAGCUAUAGAUAGUCAUGAUAAAAAUCUCGUGAUUAGUCAUGAAGCAGAUCCACUUUGGAGGAACGCCGUUUUAAAUGGUGCACCUAGUCUUUUGGCUCUUAGACACAUACUUGAUGAAGGCAUUGAUGAAUAUAAGGUGAUAAUGCUUAAUAAACGUUUCUUAAGUUUCCGAGUGAUUAAAAUGAAUCGUGAAUGUGUUCGCGGUUUAUGGGCUGGGCAGCAACAAGAAUUAGUUUACUUGAGAAAUAGAAAUCCUGAACGCGGAUCUAUACAAAAUGCAAAACAAGCUCUUAGAAAUAUAAUAAAUAGUUCUUGCGAUCAACCGAUUGGAUACCCGAUUUAUGUCUCACCAUUAACAACUAGUUACGCAGAAACUAAUGAACAAUUAUGUUCCAUAAUUGGUGGACCUUUAAGUCUUGGUAUAAUUAAAAGUAAUGUCUUAAAAUUAUGGCAAAGAAUCAGACAAAGAUGUGGUCAAGGUUGUUCAUCAGGUGGAACAGGGUCUCAAGAUGAUGGAGGUUUUGGAAAUGAUGGAGUAUAUGCAAUGACUACAUAUAAUAUUCAUUUAGGUUAUGGGCAAUCAGCAGGUCAUAACACAUCUGGUUCACAAUCCAUAGAAUCUGGGUGUCAAAUUGGUGCAUCAACCGGACGUGGUUCUUUAGGAAGAGCAAAUACUGGAUCUUUAGGUGGAAAUAGAGGGUCCUUGGCUUCAGUUGGAAAACCUACGAGUUCGACACUUGCUAGUUUAGCUGGUCUUCUUAGUAAUAGCGAUAUUAAAACUGAAACUAAAAGUGAAACAAGUUUUACAAGUAAACUUGAGAAGGAUGAAGUUUUACAACGAGUACGUAUCAUAGAUCCUAAUCAAGUAUAUGAUGCUAUUAAUUUGGGUCGUCGCAUAGACGUAAUUUGGCCAGAUGAGAGGAUGAGACAACAAGGUGGUAGAUCUGGAUGGCAACAUUGGGUACCUGAAAGAGGUAUGGAAGGAUGCGUUGUUCAUUGUUGGUCCCCAAAUCAUCGCGAUCCUAAUCGGCGAUCUCACGUAGAUAAAGUUAUUUUACUUGUCAAAAUUGAUGAUAAAUAUGUUCCAAUAGCUGAACAAGGUGUACGAGAUUUAGGAGCAGAAGUAUGAUAAAGUAUUUUUUAAUUUUCUGUAAUAAUAUGUAUUAAGAUUUUCAUACAAUCACUUUUUUUUAAUCAUGCGUCAUAAAUAUUGAUAUGAAUGCAGUAAAAGUAAAUAACUCAUUCCAGUUAUAAAAUGAUAAAUACAAAAGAUUUUGAUGGAAGAUUAUUUUGGACAUUGUAGAUAUUAAAAAUCAACGAUUUUUAACACUAGUUUCUUAAUUCCAAUAUAUAAAUGGGAGAGAAAGAAAGCGGGAGGGAGAGGGAGCGAGCGAGAGAGAGAGAGAACGUGUGUGUUCGUGUGUGAGCAUGUUUAUGCAUAGCUACAGAAUACUCUUUAUUAUGUAAUUUUCCUAAAAUUUUCAUUCGCCAAAUAUUUUUUGUCU
Molecule: messenger RNA, 7432 nt
Organism: Eufriesea mexicana
Lineage: Eukaryota; Metazoa; Arthropoda; Insecta; Hymenoptera; Apidae
Gene: pcx
Product: pecanex
Exons: 15
Coding region: 172-7056 (2294 amino acids)
Biological process (GO): endoplasmic reticulum organization
Cellular component (GO): endoplasmic reticulum; membrane
Source: RefSeq, a predicted model, not a curated record